AGCCUGAGUUUAGGAGCUGCUGGUAUGCUGCGCCCUAAGGCUUUGACCCAAGUGCUAAGCCAGGCCAACACUGGAGGCGUCCAGAGCACCCUGUUGCUGAAUAACGAGGGAUCACUGCUGGCCUAUUCGGGUUACGGAGACACUGACGCCAGGGUCACCGCAGCCAUCGCCAGUAACAUCUGGGCCGCCUACGACAGGAACGGGAAUCAAGCAUUCAACGAAGAUAAUCUCAAAUUCAUCCUCAUGGAUUGUAUGGAGGGCCGAGUGGCCAUCACCCGAGUGGCCAAUCUUCUGCUUUGUAUGUAUGCCAAGGAGACUGUGGGCUUCGGAAUGCUCAAGGCCAAGGCCCAGGCCUUGGUGCAAUACCUGGAGGAGCCCCUCACCCAAGUCGCAGCAUCAUAAUGUGUAUAGAGGGGAUCGGAGAAUAUAGAUGACCAUUUGGAGGGGCAGGCCCCUUGGGAAAGCCUUCCUGGGCUGUGGUGGGAGGAUUAGCUUUUGUUUUUUUCAAGAAUAAACUGAAAUUCUUGU
This is a messenger RNA of Elephantulus edwardii (Cape elephant shrew), 528 nucleotides long. RefSeq names its product late endosomal/lysosomal adaptor, MAPK and MTOR activator 2 (gene LAMTOR2). Gene Ontology annotation, cellular component: Ragulator complex. Gene Ontology annotation, molecular function: molecular adaptor activity; guanyl-nucleotide exchange factor activity. The record is from RefSeq and is a predicted model, not a curated record. Lineage: Eukaryota; Metazoa; Chordata; Mammalia; Macroscelidea; Macroscelididae. Gene Ontology annotation, biological process: positive regulation of TOR signaling; cellular response to amino acid stimulus. The coding region runs from base 25 to 402 and encodes 125 amino acids. The transcript has 4 exons.